GCAUUGUCGAGCAAGUAGAGCCAUAGAACUCACGUACGUCUAUCAAUGCUUCGCUGUCAUCAAUGGAUGCGACCUAGUAACAUCGCCGAUAUCUUGCGGUUUGACAGGAACUUUACCCUGGCUACUUAAUGUAUCUAGCUCCGUAGCCAUGAUCUCCCCCGAGGCCGUCGCAUCUCUCACCAGAUGAUCCCAUUGUCUUGCACUACGUGUUCGGCGCUGCACAUUCAAGUUGCUCCGAACUAUGGACCCGAGGUCAUGUCAAGCGAGUCCAUCUUCCGGGCACGCUUAGUCAUCUCGGUCGGCGAGGAGCCCACAUCGCUCGCAAGAGUCCGCGAAUACCUCGCCUGGUCGCGAAGUCGUCUCAUUGACAUUUAUAUCUUGCGGAGAAUGCUGUCACCGACGAGCUCUCCCUUCUCGUCCGUCGACCUUCCGAACGGUCUCAUCCACUGCUGAGUCCUAGCUGUACAAAUUACAGCUCCACUUGUUUUGGGUGCGCCGAGAUUUUGGAAUG
Fomitopsis serialis is the source of this 511-nucleotide messenger RNA. RefSeq lists its product as uncharacterized. The transcript has 3 exons. Lineage: Eukaryota; Fungi; Basidiomycota; Agaricomycetes; Polyporales; Fomitopsidaceae. Bases 184 to 453 code for a protein of 89 amino acids. The record is from RefSeq and is a predicted model, not a curated record.